Messenger RNA from Trichoderma virens Gv29-8, 3552 nucleotides. RefSeq lists its product as uncharacterized. The transcript has 4 exons. Gene Ontology annotation, cellular component: membrane. The record is from RefSeq and is a predicted model, not a curated record. Gene Ontology annotation, molecular function: protein binding. The coding region runs from base 1 to 3552 and encodes 1183 amino acids. Lineage: Eukaryota; Fungi; Ascomycota; Sordariomycetes; Hypocreales; Hypocreaceae.
AUGGAGCGCAGCCGUGGCAUCCCCGACCAGGAGAUGUUCCUGAGCAAGCCGGCGCCUGAAGACUGCGAUAGUCCGACGGUAGAGCCAUUGCGCAUCUUCAAGCCUCAGAGCCCUGAUCCUUAUUCUCGCGUCUCCUCGACCUCCUCCAGCAGACCGACCUUCCCGCUGCCUCCUGGUGCGUCGAGCUCUGCCGCGCCUUUGCCAUUCCCAGAUGACGACGACAUCCGAAAGCCAACUGCCCCAAAGCCCUACGGCUCUGCCUACAACGACACGAGUCCUCGGUUGGACACAAACGUCGCCGCCGAGAAGAAGCCAGGUCUUGCCGAGAGGCGGGGGGCCGCGCCCAAGCCCAUACACUCUCCGUCGAGUCCCGAUGCCGACUAUGGCCUCUUUGCGAGACCGCUGCAAGAUAAGCCUGCAGCUUCGACAACAAACUAUCCAACUUAUCAGAAGACGUACUACCCGCCCCCCGGAGGAGCUGCAUCUGGUCCCUCAGGCAGUGCGCCAGCGCAGCCGCAGCAAUAUUCACAGCCUAAGCCCGCCAACGAUUCAGGUGUCAAUCGAUUUGCCUCCACGGCCUCAAACUCAACUACCAGAGCCAGCCGGGGAUCGCCUCCUCCCCCAGAGACCCCUAUCGUAGAGCCCGGAAGCGUGCCCGGAGGGGGUAUCGAGGCCCGGUAUGCUGCUUCAGGCAUUUCCGGCACAGCAACCCUCACCAGCCUUCAAGCCUCACAGGUACAGAGUGCUGCGGCCGCGCAGAGACUUGCACAAUACAACAAUCAGCAGCCACAACCCCAGCGCCCCUGGACGCCUACAGAGUCUCCCGACCAGGCUCCCUCGGGCCCCCCGACUGUGUACCAAGGCAUGAAUCCAGUUUCAUCUCCUCAGCCGCAGCAGCCAGUUACCAGCCCUAUUCCUCAACAACAGCCAGCACAGAAUCAGAGCAACACUCCGGCUCAAGUAAGCGUUCUGGAGCAGGACUUCCAGCGCAUGUCGACCAGCUCUCCUCCACCAGCCUACUCGAGUGUGAAUCCCAGCGGACGAACCUCGUAUCCGAAUGAGAAGCAGCGACCACAGCAAGCCAACCAAACGCCUACCCCUGUCCCCGUUGCUGCUCCCGUUCCCUCUCAAGCCUCUGCAUCCGCCAGCUCGGCACCGCCAGCCAAAGAUUCUGUGGUGGCUGCGGCUACGGCUGCAGCUACGGCUGCCGCUGCUGCAGGCCUUAGUUCUACAGCUCCUCAUAAUCAAGGCCAUCCUGCGUUUGCAAACGAUCCUAGGCCAGAGCCGGCUGUUCAGCAUGCUCAGGUUGUGACCAUGCCCCCGAACCUCGCAGCGGCCGGCCCUGUCUCUCCGCCUCCUUUACCCGAAGGAUGGAUUGCCCAUCUUGACCAGAACUCGGGCCAAUACUAUUACAUUCACCUGGCCACGCAAGCGACGCAGUGGGAGUUUCCCAAAGGCCCAAAUCCCAUUCAGCACGAUCAAGCCCCUCUCUCGCCCACAGCCUCUACAUACGGAAAUCCUUUGGCUUCCCCCAUGUUUGGCAAAACACCUAUGGCCUCCCCCAUGUUUCCUCCGCACACGCCUGGAUACGCUGAAAGCAUCAUGAGCGUUGCGGCCUCACAAGCUCCCACUGUCGGCUUCACAGGACCACCACCGAGCGCCGGUGUCGACAUGUACAGGAUCCAGCCUACCAACGGGGUCUACUUUGGCCCUUACCUGAAAUACGUCAACAUGAAUAUCGAGACGGGCAAAUGGUUUGGCAGCAUACUCAUCGUCACAGAUGCGCCCCAGCCGCCUACUAUUCACCUGCACCUGAGCAUGGAUCUUUCUCCAAACCCCAAGCAGCUGGUCCCCCACGCCAUCUUCGUCCACCAGCGUUGGACCUUUUACAAAUACGAGAUUGACAUCGACAUGGGGGAGACCACCGACCGAUGGACUUAUGCUGUCACGUCGCAUCUCGGUUGUACCCGUUAUGAGUUUGUCGUCGCAGGAAGGCAUGAGACUGGAUGGCGGUUCAUAGCCCACUCGGGUAACGAUUUCGCCGUCAGCACAUCUCAGAACGAGCGCUCCAAAUUGGGCGGCGUUGGUUUCAUGUGGAAGGAUGUUCUCCAGAAGAAUGUAGAAUGCGGCGGCUUCCACGUGCAACUCGGCUUGGGUGACCAGAUCUAUGGUGACCGACUGUGGAGAGAGGUGCCUCUGAUGAAACAGUGGCUAGCGAUGAGUGGAAGAGACAACAAGAGAAACACGCAAUGGACAGCCCGCCACGAGGAAGAUGUUAGCCAUGCUUACUUCCACUACUAUACAAGCCACUUUGACCAGCCUUAUCUGCGGGAGGCUUUUGCUCAGAUUCCUCACGUCCUACAGAUUGACGACCAUGACAUCUUUGAUGGAUUCGGCUCCUAUCCUGACUACAUGCAAUCUUCUGCCAUAUUCAAAAAUACCGGGCGGGUCGCAUCAGACAUGUACCUGCUAUUCCAGCAUCAUACCACAGUAGAGAUGAUGCGGAAUGUUAGCACCGACCACGACAUCUUUACCAUUACAGGCACUGGUUGGCAUUUCGUCAAAUAUCUUGGCCCGGCAGUGGCUGUUGUCGGGACAGACUGUCGGUCGGAACGAACCCAAGCCCGUGUCAUGGCCGGGCCUACUUAUCAGGGUAUCUUCCCCAAGGUUGCGACUUUGCCACCAAGCGUGCAGCACGUUCUCUGGAUGGUGUCGGUUCCUCUGAUUUACCCCAGAUUGGACACCGUGGAGAGCUUGGCCAAUACUGUUGCGGCAGGAAAGAAGGCCGUGAAUACGACAUAUAACAUCCUUGGCAAAGUCACAAGCUCCGUGGCAGGUGUUGUGGGCGGUAAAGAGAUGGUAGCACAGGGCUUCAGCCAAGUCAAGAAGGCAGUUGGCAAAUCUGGACUUAUGGGCAAUGUCCUCAACCAGUUUGGUGAGCUAGAUAUCCAGGAGGUUCUCAAAGACAUGUGGACACAUGACUCCAAGGAUCUGGAGAGAACAUAUUUCAUCCGAACUCUUCAAGGCAUCGCCCAGCAAAAGGGUGUCCGCAUGACUUUCUUAUCUGGAGAUGUCAACUGUGCAGGAGCCGGUCUCGUGCACGAUCCCACUCACCCUGGGGACCACAAGACGAUGUACCAGAUCAUCACUUCGCCGAUUGUGUCUGCACCUCAGAGUACCUAUGUGUUGAAACUGCUCCAUAACCAGAAGACACUCUACGUGCCGCUCAAUGGCCAGAAAUCCACGCACGAAGUCUCUGAUACCAAAGAAGACAUGAUGGAGAUCUUCCACACCGAUGCUAGCGGUGCUACGAGAGAGUUGAAGAAGCUCAUGGGUCGCAGGAACUACGUGGCCUUUGUUGCAUAUGAUCACGACGCCGUCAUGGCCCAGAGUCAGGGGCCGUUUAGCCCGAACCCAAGCAUCCAUAGCCAGCAGCAGGGCUUGUCUAGGCUCAGCCUCGCUGUUGACUUUGUGGUGCAAGGUGAUGGCGCAUUUACGGCUACUACCAAGUAUGGUCCUGUGAUUAUUCCUCACUUGGAGUAUGGAAGGUAA